This is a messenger RNA of Haliotis rufescens (red abalone), 570 nucleotides long. RefSeq names its product glycine-rich cell wall structural protein 2-like. The coding region runs from base 1 to 570 and encodes 189 amino acids. The transcript has a single exon. The record is from RefSeq and is a predicted model, not a curated record. NCBI's taxonomy places the organism in Eukaryota, Metazoa, Mollusca, Gastropoda, Lepetellida, Haliotidae.
AUGGGGAAGUGGGCAUGGGGAAGUGGGCAUGGGGAAGUGGGCAUGGGGAAGAGGGCAUGGGGAAGUGGGCAUGGGGAAGAGGGCAUGGGGAAGUGGGCAUGGGGAAGAGGGCAUGGGGAAGUGGGCAAGGGGAAGAGGGCAUGGGGAAGUGGGCAUGGGGAAGAGGGCAUGGGGAAGUGGGCAUGGGGAAGUGGGCAUGGGGAAGAGGGCAUGGGGAAGAGGGCAUGGGGAAGAGGGCAUGGGGAAGUGGGCAUGGGGAAGUGGGCAUGGGGAAGAGGGCAUGGGGAAGAGGGCAUGGGGAAGAGGGCAUGGGGAAGAGGGCAUGGGGAAGUGGGCAUGGGGAAGUGGGCAUGGGGAAGAGGGCAUGGGGAAGUGGGCAUGGGGAAGUGGGCAUGGGGAAGUGGGCAUGGGGAAGAGGGCAUGGGGAAGUGGGCAUGGGGAAGUGGGCAUGGGGAAGAGGGCAUGGGGAAGAGGGCAUGGGGAAGUGGGCAUGGGGAAGAGGGCAUGGGGAAGACGGGUGGGGGCACUGGUGAUGUUCGCUGGGGCUUCUGUCUUGUCACGGGUGAUUGA